UCUAAAACCAGUAUGAUGGCAACACAUUGACAGGAAGUCACAGCAUGGUGAUGCAGAUAUGUUGGUGAACAAUGAACUGUGUAUUCAAGGCAGUUCUAGAAGGAAGUCACAAGCACGUCAUAUUUCAAUCUGAUAUAAAACAGGUUGCAGAAUGUCCGUGUCACCGUAUGGCAGUUGGAAGUCGCCAAUAAGCAGCCAGCUGGUCACUGCUAGUGGUGUCAAUCUGCAGGAACUGAGAAUUGAUUUCAAGUCGCAAAAUUCAAAUGUAGUGUACUGGACUGAGGCCCGUCCAGAAGAGAAGGGGCGAUCGGUCAUCUGUUCUGUUGACAAGACCUCCGGGAAGGUACAGUCAUGGACACCAGAGGGGUUUAAUGUUCGCAGCACGGUUCAUGAGUAUGGUGGUGGCACUUACUUUGUCAAUGAUGGAGCUGUGUACUUCUCCAACUUGGCUGACCAGCAGCUGUACAUUCAGAGGGGUCCUAGCGAGGCGCCGGAGGCAAUCGUUGAUACAGCCCGGAAAUGGCGGUAUGCAGAUGGGACAUAUUCUGAGCAGAAAUCCCGGAUCUUCAGCAUCCGAGAAGAUCACGAGGCUGUAGAGGAGAAGAAAGCAAAGGAGCCCACCAACACCAUUGUGUCCAUCAACCCUGCAACAAAGACACAAAGUGUCCUGGUGAGCGGAAGUGACUUCUACAGCUGUCCUCAGGCGUCCCCAGAUGGGAAGAAACUCUGCUGGAUGGAGUGGUGUCAUCCCAACAUGCCCUGGGACAGUACUGAAGUGUGGAUAGCUGACCUGUCCGAUGAUGGAGACUCCAUUGUGGAGGGGUCCAAGAAAAAGAUUGCUGGUGAGACUGACCUCAGCGCAAUCACCCCAGGCUGGACCCCUGACAAUGAGCUGUUGUACAUCGGAGACCAGACUGAUUGGUGGAACCUGUACCAUGUGACCUCAUCAGGUGACCAGGUGAAUGUUCUGCCACGGGAUGUGGAGUUGGGCGAGCCACACUGGAUGUUCUGUACACGAGCCAGAACCUACUGUUGUGACCCGAGUGGAAGUGGCAAAGUUGUGACAACAUAUGGAGGGGAGCUGGGCAUCCUGGAUCUGAAGACCAAGGCCUAUGAGAAAAUAACUACAGAGUUUGAGUCCCACAAGUACGUGGGUCUGACCACCAGCGGUGACCUCUACUGCAUCGCCUCCAGCCCCACUCGCUUCCCCAGCGUUAUUCGGGUGAACGUUGCCAGUAAACAGGUUGAUGUUCUCCAUGAAUCCCGCAAAAUAUCCAUUGACAAAGAGUACUUCAGCAUUCCUGAGACACUCACAUGGCCAACUGCUAAUGGUGAAGUCUCCCAUGGUUACUUCUAUCCCCCCAAAUCCAAAGACUUUGUAGCCCCAGAAGGUACCCUGCCUCCACUACUGGUAAAGGCACAUGGUGGACCAACAUCUAAGUACUCGAGCACCCUCAAUAUUCAAAUACAGUACUUCACAAAGGGGUUUGCAGUGCUGACAGUCGACUAUCGAGGAAGUACAGGCUUUGGGAAGAAGUACAGGCACAGACUCCGUGGAAAUUGGGGUAUCUGUGACGUGGAGGACUGCUGCAGUGGUGCCCUCUACUUGGCUGAGAAGAAGCGUGUGGACGGAAAACGUCUCUGUAUAGAUGGAGGGUCAGCAGGGGGCUACACAACACUUGCUUGUCUCACUUUUAGGAAAGAAGUUUUCCAUGCAGGUGCAAGUCACUAUGGUGUGGCAGAUUGCUUGGCACUGGCACAAGAGACACAUAAAUUUGAGAGUCGCUACACUGACACAUUAUUGCCGUUGACCGAGUCUGGCAUCAAACUCCUGAAGGAACGGUCCCCAAUAAACUAUGUGGAGAAUCUAAGCUGUCCCUGUGCCUUCUUCCAGGGAGACGAGGACAAGAUUGUGCUUCCCAAUCAGGCUGUCAUGAUGUAUGAAGCAGUGAAGGAGAAGAAGCUACCCACAGUUCUUGUAAUGUUUGAAGGUGAACAACAUGGCUUCAGAAAGUCUGAGAACAUUCAGAAAGCUUUGGAUGGGGAAUUUUACUUCUUUGGAAAGGUGUUCGGCUUCAAGCCCGCUGAUGAUCACUGCAAGUUGGAGAUUGACAAUUUGAGUUAGAGGAUGUCCCUGCCGACAGGAUGGUAGAUGAAGUGCUGUUCACUUUCUCAUCUCUGUGAACUUGGAACAUCUUACUGGAGGGACUAACUCCACCAAUAUGUGCCUUUGGCAGAGAAUCUUGGUCAUGACAGAUAGUCAGGAUCUUAUCAUAUUGCUCAAGUAAAUAAUGAUGUGUAA
This is a messenger RNA of Haliotis rubra (blacklip abalone), 2302 nucleotides long. RefSeq names its product acylamino-acid-releasing enzyme-like. Lineage: Eukaryota; Metazoa; Mollusca; Gastropoda; Lepetellida; Haliotidae. Gene Ontology annotation, molecular function: protein binding; serine-type peptidase activity. Gene Ontology annotation, biological process: proteolysis. The record is from RefSeq and is a predicted model, not a curated record.